Manacus vitellinus (golden-collared manakin) is the source of this 4872-nucleotide messenger RNA. It is a transcript of the gene IRF7, whose product is annotated as interferon regulatory factor 7. Lineage: Eukaryota; Metazoa; Chordata; Aves; Passeriformes; Pipridae. Gene Ontology annotation, molecular function: DNA-binding transcription factor activity, RNA polymerase II-specific; RNA polymerase II cis-regulatory region sequence-specific DNA binding; protein binding. The record is from RefSeq and is a predicted model, not a curated record. Gene Ontology annotation, cellular component: nucleus. Gene Ontology annotation, biological process: regulation of transcription by RNA polymerase II; immune system process.
AUGGCUCCUGUUUGUUUGGGUUUCAUGGUGUUCACUGCCCUUAAAUACAUUUUGCUGGAGCUGCUGUACUUGAACCCUGUCUUGGGUUCAGAGCUCCAGGGGGCUCAGGGGAGAGCCGGGAGGGCGCUGGGGCUGCCCCUGACCUGCCUCCUGUCAUGGGCGGAUAAAGGACCGGGCGGGACGCGGCGGCCCCCGCACCGAGGUCGCCGCCCGUCCCGUCGCAGCAGCUCGGCGGAGCCCGCACUAUGGCAGCGCAGGAGAACGAGGGGUAAGCGGCGCCCCAGCACCCCCGGGCCGCCGUCCCCGGGUGGCUCUGAUUCCCCCGGUCGGCCCCCUGCCCGCAGGGAGGCCCAGAAGCUGCGUUUCGUCCCGUGGCUCCUGAACGCCAUCAACAGCGGGAACUACCGCGGGCUGCGCUGGCUCGACCGCGAGCGCACCACCUUCCGCGUCCCCUGGAAGCACAACGCCAGGAAGGACAUCACCAGCAGCGACCUGGAGGUCUUCAAGGCCUGGGCAAAGGUGGGUGGGAGGUAUGAGGAGUCAUCUGAGGACCCGGUCAAGUGGAAGACCAACUUCCGCUGUGCCCUGACCAGCACCGGCAUGUUCAAACGGCUGAAGGACAAUUCCAAGUGUGGCGAAGACCCACACAUGGUCUUCACCAUUAACCAAGCCACCCUUAAGCACAGCACGGAGGGGGACUUCAGCAGCCCUGAUCCUGCGUUGGACCAGCAGCCAGCACAACAGCAGCUGCAGGUGGAGCUUCACCCCCAAGACAUUGCCCCAGAAAUUGCUCUCCCAGGCAGCACCGACCCCACACAGCCCGUGUCACUGGAGAAGCUGCUGCAGCUGUGUGACAUCUCCCCCCGUGACGCUGUCUGCAUGACCCCGUCCUGGGUGCCCGCAGGGGACACCCUCAACCCGGACAUCCUGCUCCAGCCUCCCCAGGACAGCCUGCUCCAGCUUCGUGCCGACCCCAGCCAGAACAACUGCUUCCCUCUCCCGGCAUUUCAGCAGUGGGUGCCCACAGUGGAGCAGCCCGCUUUGGGCACUUACAGCCCCCUGGACUUCAUGCCACCAGAGGAGCCAGGUCCCUUCGUCUCUAACCUGGACGUCACCAUCUACUACCGGGGAAAGGAGUUCCAUCGGGAGAUCGUGCAGGGCAGCCACUGCCUACUGACGUACCAGCCCCUCGGGGGCUCCCCAGCGGUGGCUCAGGGCCCCUGGCACGUGGUGCACUUCCCCAGCCCCGCCAACAUGGCCGAUAGAAAGCAGUGGCGUAUCACCGAGGAGCUGCUGGGCAAGGUGGGGCUGCAGCUGGAGCAACGUGCCUACAAGGUCUUUGCCACCCGCCGGGAGAAGUGCAAGGUAUUCUGGGCCCUGUCCCAACAGCUCGAAGGUGUCGAGGACCCCCCAUUCAACCUUCUCUGCCGGGACCAGGAAACCCCUAUUUUUGACUUCAGUGAGUUUAGCACAGAGCUAAGGGACUUCCGCAACGGCCAAAGGCGGCGGUCCCCUGACUUCACCAUCUACCUCUGCUUUGGUCAGGCCUUCUCCAAGGCCAAGCCUAAGGAGGCCAAGCUCAUCCUGGUCAAGGUGAAGGAGCCAACAACCACUGCUGCCCAGGGAAGGGGAGAGACUCAUGAGGGCCAGGGGAGCUGGGACUCUGGGUGCCUGAGGAGGGGGACCCUUGAGUUGGUGCCCAAGUUCUGCGAGUACUGCUAUGAGAUGGUGCUGCAGGAGGGAGCCUCAUCCCUCGACAGCCACACCAUCAGCCUGCAGCUCUCAGACUCCUUCAGUCUCUACGAUCUCAUUGAGCAGUACACCAUGCAGCUGGACUGACCCCCAACCACCCCAUGGUCCCUGGGACAGGCAGCAGGACCACUGGGCACUGUGCAAACCGGCACCCCCAGCUCAGGGACAGCUUCACUGACCAAUCCCAGAACUCACAUGUUUCUUUUCUCCUCGGUCAGCUGCUAACGUGUUUUUGUGGGUUGUGAUCAUUUACAGAUUUAUUUUCUUAAUUUUUCCAAGUUUAAAUAUAUGUACAGAAAAGUAGUUCCCUCUUGCUGGUGUUACCUGGAUGUCUGCCCCUACUAUAGGUCUGAAACACCUCCUGUACACCCCAAAACCACGAGGGUCUGGCCUUGUCUCAGCAAAGUCCCUGCUGGCAGCAGCGGGCUGAUACCAGAGCCCUUGUCAGCACCUUCUUCCUCUAAACUUUUAGUGAGUGAGGUGACUUCCCACACAUGAAGGGAUGCAUUUAUUGAUUCAUUUAUUUUCGUGCGUUAAGACUGCAAACAUGACUUUGACUUGCAAGCAGAGAGUGUUGAGGACAGCUUGGCUUUGGCUAAACAGAAGUAAUUCUUCAGCAAGUGCCUCCCCACUGGCUAGAAUUAUUCACUGGAGAUGUUCUGGAAAAAUAAGGCAGUAACUGCAACAUGAAGCACUCAGACCUAAGCUCUGAGGCACAGAGGUGGUGCUAUCUCAGGGAGGAGUGUGGAAAGCAGAGUGCUGCCUUAAGAUGGGGUGUCCCCUCCCCAGGCCGCAAGGAACCACACCCCCCUCAUUUCAGGAGCGAGGGGAGAGAACCAACCUGGCUAUCACUGUUGGUCCCUGGGCAAGGGGAGGUGGCAGUGUCCUUACCUGCCUAGUGACCUGGAUGCUGCUGGGCCCAAAGGUGGUGGUCCCAUAGCUUGUCACGUAAUAGUGAGCAGGAGGUUGUGCUGGGGGCUUCUCCAGCUGACUGGGCACUGUGGGAAUAGGACACCCUCAGCACCUCAGCUCCAUGAAACCGUCAGCCCUCUUUCCCCUGAGAGCUGUUGCAGCACAAACUUGGGACCUUUGGGCUCACCUUUGGGGAGAAGCAGCUCUGUGCCAAAACGGUGUCCACACGUCCCACACGUUUUAACAUCUUCCCUUGUCCUGCGGAGGGAAAAGCCACAAAAAGAAGGAGCAGGAGCUGCCUCAGCAGUCCCCAUGGAAGAUGAUGCCAAGACAAUGGAAGAGGCUUGCUUUUCCCACCCUGACCUGAGGUCCCACCAUUGGACCUGGGAUACCUGCUGCCCUCCCAGGGGCCUGAGCACCUUCAGCUCUUCAUGAAACGGGACAUGUGGGCAUAUGUUCAGAGUGAAUAUUAUGUGCCUAAGCCCAGAGUCUCAGCUUCUUCACCCUUCUUUCCAUGAUCGACUUUCCCACACCAGUAAGUGCUAACAACACGUGGGGCAUGAGCUGCUGCCGUCAGGAAGAGGGCAAAGUAGUGCCCGUCGAGUUUCACGACUGAUUUCAUGUGGCCUCUAGCAGCUGACCAGCCCCACCAGCAUUGCAGUAGCGGUCACCCAGGUCCUGCCCUUGGCUUGGAGUGGCACAGCGUGUACGUACAUGGCACUUGUGCCAUCCAUGUCUGGCCAGAUGAACUCCGCGGGACAGCCCACUGUUCGGCAGGGAGUCUUCACACACACGUGCAGCCCCGGCCACUCCUCAGCAAGCUUCUGGAUGAUGAGCACAACUGCCACGAGGAAGUCCCAGGCAAACUGAAAACCUUCCAGGCAAAAGGAGAAUGUCUCACUUGCUUACAGUCCCCAACCCCAGGAGAUGCUGUGGUGAUGCACCCAUCGCUUCCAGCCCGCCAGACCACAGCCAGAACAGUUGGACCAGCUCCAUAUCCCAAAUUAACCAAGACUCACAGCCUUUAUACAAUAGCCUUCUAACGAUAUGUUAGAAGAGUUCCCCUACUCGGGUGGCCCUUUUGCUUGUCACUUGAAGACUCGGCCUGAGACUGUACUCUGCUGGGGCCUUUAUGGGGAAGGAUAACACAUUUGCUCCAUGAGAAGACUGAAAACUUGACUUUCCACUUCCAUGUGAUACUUUAGAGGAGUCCUCUAAAGAACUGGAUGGAGAAAGGGGAAAUUUUUAACUGAACUGCUGGUGGGUCCUGGCUGGACUAGGACAUGUGGCAGAGGCUUCUUGGGACACUGCCCAGAGGGCUGGAGGUGGCAGAGGGGGAGCUAAGGAGAAACGUAGGGUUGGGAGUCAUGAAAUAUGAAUCAGGAAUCUUACCUGUCCUUCCUGCUGGCUUUCUGCACCGGAGCUCCAGGUAGCUGUAGGCCCUCUGGUUAUUCUCUUUGAUCAGCAGAGGUUUGCCAUUGCAUACAAGCAGGCAGGUCACCUUGGCCACCCAGUGUGUGGAGUAGAAGGAGCAAGCUUUCACCAGGAACCUGUGAGGAGAUUCCCCAUGGCUUUCACCAGCCUCUUCCUAGCUUAUCCCUUGCACCAGGAGAAAGCAUGGCACCAGGUGAACUUGAAGAUAUGAACUCAAUUUCAGUAAAAACAGAGGCAGACACCAAAUGAGGACCCUCCCCUACCAAAAGCUCAAGCAGCAGUAGCAGCUUCUUAAGCCAAGAGAUGAUUCCAGAGUUGGUCAUCUGUCCUGGUUUUGUCUGGGAUGAAGUUAAUUUUCUUUCUAGUAGCUGGUGCAGUGCUGUCCUUUGGAUUUAGGAUGAGAAUGAUGGGGAUAACACACCAAUGCUUUAGUUGCUGCUGAGCAGGGCUUGCAGCAAGUCAAGGACUUUCCAGGUUCUCAUGCAGCCCUGCCAGCAAGGAGGCUGGGGGGUGCACAAGAAGCUGGGAGGGGGCACAGCCAGGACAGCUGACCCCAAAUGUCCAAAGGGAUAUCCCAUACCAUAUGGCAUCAUGCUCAGCAUAUAAAUGUGGGGGAAAGCUGGCUGGGAAACCAUUGCUUGGAAUAGGCUGGGCAUUUUUUGGUUGGUGCUGAGCAAUUGUUUUUCCUUUGCAUCACUUGUUCUUCUUGGGUUUUACUACUCUGUUUUUUGGUUUCCUUUUAAUUACAAUAUUAUUAUAGUUAUUACUGUUACU